UGUGUAACGGAGCGAAAUGUUGACGCUCACGGUCGCAUGAUCGAACCACCGGCUCGGAAUUGUAUGUGGAGAUUCUGCUACGGCGCGCCUCAGAAUUUCGACGACUCGGAGCUCUUCUGCGGAGGCAUCAAGGCGCAGUGGCAAGACAACUGUGGCCGGUGUGGCGUCUGCGGGGACAACUUCUCCGACCCGCCACCGCGGCGACACGAAACCGGGAACGAGUACGCCAGGAACAUCACCGUACGCACGUACGAACCGGGAUCCAACGUGGACAUCGUCGUCGACAUUGUGGCCAACCAUCUUGGAUACUUCGAGUUUGCCCUGUGUCCCCGCGACGACUUCAGCGUCGCAGAAACGGAGGAAUGCUUUGACUCUCACCCGCUUGAAGUGAUGGGAGACGGCAAGGAGGAAGCAGACUCCGCGUCCCGCUACAGGAUUAAGAAUGCUACAAACGGUAUUUAUCUUACUCGAGUGAUGCUACCACCGGACAUCACUUGUACCUCCUGCGUCCUCAGAUGGCAUUGGAGAUCAGGAAACAACUGGGGACAAUGCGCUGAUGGCACAGAAGCCCUCGGAUGCGGACCUCAAGAGACGUACCGGAACUGCGCGGAUAUUGCUAUACGAAACGGCCAGGGAGUGCGAGGCCUAGUCGGAGCCAAUGCCCUAGUCAAAGCCGAAGUGUUGCCAAUCCGGGAUCCAGAGUGGGGGCCACUGCCAUCCAACGCGCUCGAUGAUAGUCAAGAUGGACAAGAAGGGAUGUAGAGAGUGACUCAAGUCGUAAAGUCGUUUUUUUUUUAU
Molecule: messenger RNA, 798 nt
Organism: Ornithodoros turicata
Lineage: Eukaryota; Metazoa; Arthropoda; Arachnida; Ixodida; Argasidae
Exons: 4
Coding region: 37-762 (241 amino acids)
Source: RefSeq, a predicted model, not a curated record